UCCCUGGGAUGUCAAAAUAGAAUCAGCACUGUACAUAAACAUGUACGCGGAAAACCUACGUUAGUUGAAAACUUCAAUUGUUCAAAUAUUUGUGUUUGAAAGUUUCUAUCGGGAAUUAUGCGAAAAUGGCCGCCAUUUUUAAGAUCUUAAGCCUACUUACGACUGGUCUGAAGCAGCCUUAAAGUUACGACUUAAAUCUACGACGUCUUAGCUACGACCAUGUUGAUAAAACGCGACGUAGACGUAAGAUCGGUCGUACGACCAAAUCUUAGCUACGACCGGGCGUACGACCGUUGAUAAAACGGCACCCUGAUCUGUAAAAUACUUUGACUGUUUUUUGUAUUUUAACUAUAUUUUACACAAGAAAAUGAUAUUUUUUCCGAAACCUCUUAUUUUACAAAUUGAAUAUUCUUUGUCCUAUGUCGUUUUGAUUCUAUCAGCUUCCCUUUGUGAAACAAAUCUUUUACUCAUUUUCCUAUCUAAAUUUCUAUACUUAAAGAUCUUUUUGAACGGUAGGUCGUUUUUUACACAUCUAUCUUGAAUAUAAUAUUUUAAAUUAAUAGCCAUUUAUUAACUUUAUAAUUCAUUCGUAUAUCGCAAUUAUUUACUAGUACUUCUGCCGGUAUAUUUAUCAUUUUGACCAAUCAUUACUCGUGCGGUUACACAGAAGAUGUUAUAUUUUAAUUGUAAAAUUAUUUUCUUAUAUCAUUACGAAUAACGAACAUUACGAAUUUAUACAUGUUUAUUGCAGAGGAGGAAAUCAAAAUAAAGUUAUUCUGUUAUAUCAUUACUUUACAGGAUCUUGAUGUGUUCGAUAAUGAUGUACAAAAUUAUGAAAUUUACCAGAAAGCCUUAUCUGAAGGUGAAGAAAAUGAUAACUCUAUUCGAGUAAAUGUUGUAGGUAAUUUCGCCCAAGGCAAGACAUCAUUGACCAAUAUGCUUGUUGGAAAAGACUCGGAGAGCGUUCAGAGCACCAAUGGUGUUGAAAUAAAUAGCUGUAAAUAUUCCAAUACUCACGAAGGUGUCAAGUUUUGUUCACAGAGAUCUUCAUCGGAUAAGAACGAAUACCACAGACGUAUUGCGUCAUUAGUAAAGAUUCAGAAAGAUGGGAACAAAUCAAAUCAAAACACAAACAAUUCAAAACUUGGCAAAUUAAACGAAGAAAAUGCAAGCUUCCGAGGAUACGUAAGGAAAACAGGACUAAAGCAAAAUAUUGGAAAGAGCUCACCUAAAUCAAGAGAUUAUCGGGAAGUAUCAAGAUUGCUCAAAAUGAAUCAAUGUGAUCCGUUUAAUGCUGAUGGAGACCUACAGGUCUGGGACUUUGGGGGCCAGUUUAUUUUUUAUGCAACACAUACCUUAUUUCACAGCACGACUUCUGUUUAUCUUAUGGUUUUUGAUUUAACCAAACCGUUAUCCGCUAUUUUUGAGGAUCCUGAAUUUCCGAAUGAAUCUGUAGGAAAGAGCAUGCAGCAGUAUGCAGAAUACUGGAUGAGAUCUAUACAUACUUACGUGGGGUCCGACGAUGGUUUACAGCCUCCAGUCAUUCUUGUAGGUACUCAUAAAGACUUACUUAAAGGCGAUGAAACCAUGAAACAGAAAAUUGCAGACGAUUAUUUCGAUAAAAUAAGGGAGCUUUUUGAGGAUUCUCCAAUUAUCAAUCACAUUCAGGCAAAGCAUUUCGCCGUCGAUUGCACCAAUCCUUGCGACAGUAAUAUCGUUGAACUGCGUAAAAAAAUCAUACGCCUUGGUUAAAAUUUAC
This is a messenger RNA of Ruditapes philippinarum (Manila clam), 1759 nucleotides long. Its product is annotated as probable serine/threonine-protein kinase qkgA. NCBI's taxonomy places the organism in Eukaryota, Metazoa, Mollusca, Bivalvia, Venerida, Veneridae. The transcript has a single exon. The record is from RefSeq and is a predicted model, not a curated record. Bases 739 to 1752 code for a protein of 337 amino acids.